CCGCACUCGCGCUUCCCUAACGCCCGCCCGCCGCUGCCGGCCCCACUUUCACUUUCGGUCCCGGGGCUGACAGGCCGGCGAUGGCGGCGGCGGCGCGAGGUAGGUUGAGCAAGAAGAUGGUGUUGCUGCCCCUUGGAAGGCCAUGUACCAGCUUGCCAUUCCUGCUUCCCUUGCUCGUGGCCCUCUUAGUCCUAUCAAGUCCCUCACUGUGUCAGAGCCAUGAAGCAACAUCUCCCACAACAAGGCACGGGACACCGUUUCCAUGGGACAAAAUGAGGCUACCCAAGCACGUCAUUCCGGUUCAUUAUGACCUCAUGAUCCAUGUAAAUCUCACCACGUUGACUUUUUGGGGAAUCACGGAAAUUGAGGUGACAGCCAGCCAGCCCACCAGCACCAUCAUCCUACACAGUCAUCAGCUGCAGGUCACCAAGGCCGUCCUCAGGAAGAGAGCUGGAGAGAGACUGCUGGAAGAUGCCUUGGAAGUCCUGGAGUAUCCGCCCCAGGAGCAAAUUGCACUUGUGGCACCUGAGCCCCUCCUGGCGGGGCUCUCGUACACCAUCAUCAUUGACUAUAGCGGCAACCUGUCCGACAGUUUCCAUGGCUUCUAUAAAAGCACCUACCGCACCAAGGAAGGGGAAGUCAGGGUCCUUGCGUCAACCCAGUUCGAACCCACUGCCGCUAGAAUGGCCUUUCCCUGUUUUGACGAACCUGCCUUCAAAGCAAAUUUCUCCAUAAAGAUCAGAAGGGAGCCUCGGCAUCUUGCCAUCUCCAAUAUGCCGCUGGUGAAAUCGGUGCCUGUUGCUGAAGGACUCCUAGAAGACCACUUUGAUGUCACUGUGAAGAUGAGCACCUACCUGGUGGCCUUCAUUAUCUCUGAUUUUGAAUCUGUCAGCAAGGUGACCAAGAGUGGAGUGAAGGUGUCUGUGUAUGCUGUGCCAGAGAAGAUAGACCAGGCGGAUUAUGCGCUGGAUGCUGCGGUGACUCUUCUAGAAUUCUACGAGGAUUACUUCAGCAUUCCGUAUCCCUUACCCAAACAAGAUCUUGCUGCCAUCCCUGACUUCCAGUCAGGUGCCAUGGAAAACUGGGGGCUGACAACCUACAGGGAAUCUGCCCUGCUGUUUGACCCAAAGAAGUCCUCUGCAUCCAGCAAGCUGGGCAUCACCAUGAUUGUGGCCCAUGAGCUCGCUCAUCAGUGGUUUGGGAACCUGGUCACUAUGGAAUGGUGGAAUGAUCUCUGGCUAAAUGAGGGAUUUGCCAAGUUUAUGGAGUUCAUAUCUGUCAGUGUGACCCACCCUGAACUGAAAGUUGAAGACUACUUCUUUGGCAAGUGUUUUGAUGCAAUGGAGGUCGAUGCCUUAAACUCCUCACACCCAGUGUCCACGCCUGUGGAGAAUCCUGCUCAGAUCCGGGAGAUGUUUGAUGAUGUCUCUUAUGAAAAGGGUGCGUGCAUUCUGAACAUGCUCAGGGAUUACCUGGGGGCUGACGCCUUCAAGAGUGGGAUUGUGCAGUAUCUCCGCAAGUACAGCUACCGGAACACCAAGAACGAGGACCUGUGGAACAGCAUCGCCGGCAUCUGCCCUCAGGAUGGCACGCAGAAAAUGGAGGGCUUCUGCUCUAGAAAUCAGCAUUCAACGCCUUCAACUUCACACUGGAGCCAGGAAGGCCUGGACGUGAAAGCCAUGAUGAACACGUGGACGCUGCAGAAGGGCUUUCCCCUGAUAACCGUCACCGUGAGAGGGAGGAACGUGCAUGUGGAGCAAGAACACUACAUGAAGGGAUCUGACGGCGCCUCAGAAACCGGGUAUUUGUGGCAUGUGCCAUUGACCUUCGUUACCAGCAAAUCAGAUGGAGUACAGAGAUUUUUGCUGAAGACAAAAACAGACGUGCUCAUCCUUCCGGAAGCGGUGGAAUGGAUCAAGUUUAACGUGGGAAUGAACGGCUAUUACAUCGUGCACUAUGAGGAUGACGGAUGGGAUUCUCUGACCGGACUCCUCAAAGGAGCACACACGACGGUCAGCAGUAACGAUCGGGCGAGUCUCAUUAACAACGCCUUUCAGCUUGUCAGCGUGGGAAAACUGCCGAUUGAAAAGGCCCUGGAUCUAACCUUGUACUUGAAGCGCGAAACUGAGAUCAUGCCCGUGUUCCAAGGCCUGAAUGAGCUGAUCCCGCUGUAUAAGUUAAUGGAGAAAAGGGAGAUGAGUGAAGUGGAAAAUCAGUUCAAGGCCUUCCUCAUCAGGCUGCUGCAGGACCUCAUUGACAGGCAGACGUGGACAGACACGGGCUCGGUGACAGAGCGGAUGCUGCGGAGCCAGCUGCUGCUCCUGGCCUGUGUGCGCAAGUACCAGCCCUGCGUGCAGAAGGCCGAGGGCUACUUCUCUCGGUGGAAGGACUCCAACGGCACACUGAGCUUGCCUGUCGACGUGACCUUGGCAGUCUUUGCUGUGGGGGCCCAGAAUACAGAAGGCUGGGAUUUCCUCUAUCACAAGUAUCAGUCAUCUUUGUCCAGUACUGAGAAAAGCCAAAUUGAAUUUGCCCUGUGUACAAGCCAAGAUCAGGAGAAGCUUCAGUGGCUACUGGAUCACAGUUUUAAGGGAGAUGUAAUAAAAACUCAGGAGUUCCCGCAUAUUCUCUCCAUGAUUGGCAGAAAUCAAGUGGGAUAUCUGUUGGCCUGGAAAUUUUUGAGGGAAAAUUGGGACAAACUUGUACAAAAGUUUGAACUUGGUUCACAGUCCAUAGCCCACAUGGUAAUGGGAACAACAAACCAGUUUUCUACGAGAGCACGGCUUGAAGAGGUUCAAGGAUUCUUCAGCUCUUUGAAAGAAAAUGGUUCUCAGCUCCGUUGCGUCCAACAAACAAUUGAGACCAUUGAGGAGAACAUACGCUGGAUGGACAAGAACUUUGAUAAAAUCAGAAUGUGGCUGCAGAAUGAGAAGCUGGAACUCCAGUAGCUCCCUGCCUUGCCGGGAUGCUGCGUUCCAUAGGCCUCAGAGUUCUGCGCAUGUGGCCACUUUCAAAUGCUCGCACAGGCUGAACAUUUCUCCCUCCCUUCAACUCAUUGGUCCGGCCAUUCCUAGAAAAGCUUCGGCUGUUGGGUUUCUCAAUGUGCUUUUCUGCCCCCAGAUUUCAUGCACAGGUGUUGCCUGCAGUGUAGAGGUAGUGAGUCUCCAAACUCAGUGUUGUGUUCCUUUCUUUUGUGUUAUGCUUAAACCUUCCAGCAUACACACCCUACUCUCCCAGGCCUCAGUCAUCCACAACCCGUCCCCUCCCACUCCUGGGAGGACUCCCGAUACUGUGAAGACUGAACCCACACUCACUUGGAUCCUGGCUGAGGCCACCCUUGCUGUGCUGGCGGCCACCCCCUCAGCUGGGCUCCAAGCCAGGGGUAGGGCCCUCUGGAUUCUGGUCAGGGGGCAGCUGCAGGGGCUUGGGGUUGGAUUGGAGGGAGGAAUGGGCAGUGGUGGUGAAUUCUCUGGUCUCCUCACAGGUGGCUGUCUGCAUCGAAGG
Molecule: messenger RNA, 3504 nt
Organism: Ochotona princeps (American pika)
Lineage: Eukaryota; Metazoa; Chordata; Mammalia; Lagomorpha; Ochotonidae
Gene: ERAP1
Product: endoplasmic reticulum aminopeptidase 1
Exons: 19
Coding region: 81-2948 (955 amino acids)
Biological process (GO): proteolysis; peptide catabolic process
Cellular component (GO): cytoplasm
Molecular function (GO): peptide binding; metalloaminopeptidase activity; zinc ion binding
Source: RefSeq, a predicted model, not a curated record